Pseudocercospora fijiensis CIRAD86 is the source of this 1813-nucleotide messenger RNA. RefSeq lists its product as uncharacterized. Lineage: Eukaryota; Fungi; Ascomycota; Dothideomycetes; Mycosphaerellales; Mycosphaerellaceae. The record is from RefSeq and is a predicted model, not a curated record. Gene Ontology annotation, molecular function: oxidoreductase activity. The coding region runs from base 59 to 1708 and encodes 549 amino acids. The transcript has 3 exons.
GCGGAAACAGCAGUUCCCUCAUCCUCUUUCAUUUCGUAUCAAGACAUCAUCACUCAAAAUGGGUUCUAUAGGAGAGCCCAACGUUCCAUACACUGACGUCCUGCUCGUUGGAGCUGGAUUUGCUUCUUUCACUCUACUCAACCGACUGCGAAAGCUUGGUCUUUCCGUCGAGAUCUACGAGAAGGGCGCUGCAUCGGGCGGUAUCUGGUAUUGGAAUUGCUACCCUGGCGCACGUGUAGACUCAGAUACCCCAAUUUACCAGCUGUUCGACAAGGAGCUAUGGGAAGACUUCACAUACACCGAGCGCUAUCCAGGAUGGCCAGAGCUUCGCCGAUACUUCCAGCAUGUGGAAAAGAAGUGGAACGUGAGCGCCCACACCACUUACAACAAGAUGGUCGAUACCGCCACUUUCGACGAGAAGACCAACCUGUGGACGAUUGAAUGCGCAGACUCCAGCGUAAUCAAGGCAAGAUGGUUCAUCCCUUGCAUUGGAUUUGCAUCAAAGCACUACUCGCCACCGUUCCCAGGUCUUGACAAGUUCAAGGGCGAGAUCUAUCACACCGCCAAGUGGCCACAACAUGGCGUGAAUCUCAAGAACAAACGCAUUGCUGUCAUCGGAACCGGUGCUUCUGGCAUUCAGACCAUUCAAGAACUCACUCCUCUCGCCAAAGAGAUGACUGUGUAUCAGCGCACACCAAACAUGUGUCUUCCGAUGAACCAGCGCAAGCUUGAUCCAGAGGAGGAAGAGCGUAAGAAGAAGGAUGGUACCUAUGAGAAGCUCAUCAACGACACUCGCUCCACAUUUGCUGGGUUCACAUACGAUUUCGUGGAGAAGAAGACUUUCGAUGAUACCCCAGAACAACGCGAUGCUUUCUACCACAAGCUACUCGUCGAAGAAGGUGGUUUCAGAUUUUGGCUCAACACAUACUCCGACAUGCUCUUCGACGACAAGGCCAACGACGAAGCCUACAACUACUGGAGGAAUUUCGUGCUCUCUCGUGUCAAGAACCCAGAAAAGCAGGAAAUCCUCGCGCCAGCUAAGAAGCCGCACCCAUGGGGAACCAAACGACCUUCUCUCGAACAGCGCUUCUACGAAGAGGUCGACAAGGAUCACGUUGAAAUCAUCGAUGUCAACGCCAACCCUAUCGAGGCAGUUGAGCCGGAAGGCCUCCGCACACCAAAGGGUCUCAAGGAAAUCGAUGUACUUGUCCUUGCCACCGGUUUCGAUUCCGUCACUGGAUCUCUCGCCCAGUUGAACAUCCGGGAUACCAAGGACGAGACUAUUGCCGACCACUGGAAGAACGGCACCAAGACAUCUAUGGGUAUCGCUAUUCCAGGCUUCCCCAACAUGUUCUUCCUUUACGGACCACAAGCUCCAACUGCUUUCUCCAAUGGUCCUUCAUGCACACAGUUCCAGGCUGAGUUUGUUGAAGAGGCUAUGAAGAGAAUUCAGAAGGAUGGUAUCACUCGAUUUGAGGCUACACAGGCUGCUGAGGAUGACUGGUGCAAGAGAAUGAACGAGAAAUGGGAAGCUACCCUUUUCCCCAUGGCCAAGUCAUGGUACAGUGGUGCCAACAUUCCAGGCAAGAAGAUCGAGCCACUCAAUUGGGCAGGCGGUAUGGUCGAAUACGUCGACAGCUUGCACAAGAGUUUGGAGAACGACUACCAGGGUUGGACGAUCCAGAAAGGCGAACCGACAAAGGCAUAAGAAACGAUGACGAAUUUUUUUUUUCCAUUCUUAAUGUCAUGGCGUCAGAAUUGUAGAUCAGACGACGUUAGAUAUCAUUCCUAUCAAGAGCGUUUCAUUGUACAG